CUCCGAUACAUUGCUGAAGGCUCUUUUCAUUGAUAGCAAUCUCACGGCACCGCAUCCUUUGAAAUCAGAGCUGGCGCUCACAGAUUUGAUGCGAGACAGCGACCUUGUACAUUUCCUCAUGAACGGCUGCGAACCCGGAAUUCAUGUGGACCAGGCGCAUAUACUCUGGGAGAAUUUUCGCAGCCCUUACCUUGGCGAAACAGCGAACAAUUUUGUGACAGCCCUCGACCAUUAUGAGAGUAAUUACGAUCCCGAAACUCAUUAUGGCAAAACUGUAGCCAUUGUACAGUCGAGUGGCACAGGAAAAUCACGUUUGAUCGAAGAAAUAAGCAAACGGAUACCGAGUAUAAGCAUCUGCUUACGACAAGAUGAGCGGCCAACAACCGGAUGGCCUCCUACCGAUACCCCUGCGGUGCAUUUCUUCACAAGAAGCCGUGCAGUCCUCAAGAACCCUCAUAUGGCGGAGGAACUGGCAGCUGCCUUCCUUGGAGCGUUGAUAGAGCUAUUGCUUAACGGGAUCCGAGAGAAGCCGUCAAUGUCAACGCCGAAGGAUUUCUUGAGUGAUUGGGAUAUUACCGAUCCUGGAAGUUCUGAGCAAUCCAGGCGUCAUCAACUUUUCACGCAGGUCGAGGACAUGGCCGAGGCAAAGCUACAUAAUCAUCGCGAAGAACUUAGGAAACUUCGCUCGAGACCGAUGGAUGACCCUGAACUCUCGGAUCACCGCACGAACGCUCUUGUUUGGCACAAAUCGCUACUUCGUGUCCUUGUACGGCCCCAUAUGGAGGCUCUCUCAGAGCUCGUUCAUUCACGCGGUCACCGUCGAUUCAUAAUCGCAUUCGACGAAUGCACCACAUUAAACUCCAGAAUUGGAAUCUCUACCGACCCCAAGUUGAUACCCCCUAGGAACGAGAUGUCGCUGAUCGCACUUCAGCGCAUCGUCAAGGCUGCCGAUCACCUUAUCCUCCCUGUCAAGUUCUGGUUUCUAUUGUUAGAUACAAACUCGUCUCUGUACGAUCUUGUUCCCCCAGGACAGAUCGCACCAUCCUUCCGGCUCAGGGACAAAUUCAGUAUGCUGCAUCCGUGGAUGUACCUUGGAUUUAAUCAACACCUUAGCAAUGAUCGUUUGUCAACGCCACAACAGGCACUUCUGUUACGUCACCUAAAAAUGUAUGGCAGACCUUAUUGGUGGGCCCUCAGUACUGGCAGCAGUCUUCUGCGCGCUGCGCGCCUCAAACUUUUUGGCGCCAGCGGCUUCAACCCUGGGAAUAGAAAUCAUGUGUUCGCUGCCUUCUCCCAUCGAGUCCUAUUAGAAAUUGGUGAAGGCGAAGGUUCUAGUCGUCUGGCUGUAGCCGCCGUGCGCAACCACAUGCGUGUCUUGAUGGGAGUCGCUGAUAACCUUGUCGUGACAGAAGCCCCAUCAGAGCCAAUACUCUCCGUCGCCGCCGUCACAGCACUUCUCGAGGGCGAUAACUACAAAAGGGCAUUUGACACAUUGCUUGACGAACUGAUCUUGAAAGGCCUUGUGAUCGAUCGAGGCCUUCGAGGCGAAUUAUGUUGUCAGCUGCUGAUGAUUCUCAGCCGAGACACAGGGACGUUCAAGGAGGCGGGCGAGUUCGUUACCAUGACGAAACCUCCUGACAAUCCCAAUGAAGAACAUGCGAUCGUGCCUUUGCGACUGUCUACGUUCUUGAAAACGCUACUCGGGCCCCAGCUUGGUCUUCCACUCAAGAAAAAUAAAACGCGCGAUCGCCUUCUCUAUAAUACCGCAAAUGUCUGGAUCAACUUCACCCACAUCGUUCAGGUCGACGAAAUCAUAACGGAAUUAACUCAUGAGUUCCUACAUAAAUGCUGGUCCUCUCAUGCAGCCAUACAAUGCUCGUUCGGGCAGCCGGUCAUCGACGGAUUCUUUGUCGGCUAUCAAGGCGACCUCAGCCAGCCGUUCGACUGCAGAAAUCUUAUCUAUACACCCUGGCAAGCGAACGCGAAGACGAAGGCGGCAUCGUAUACUCUUGUUGACUGUCUGGCUGGCCCAUGGAUCGUCCCCGAACAAGGUCCCCGCUAUAAGCCCGCAAAUUACCUCGUGAUCUUCAUGGACCUUUGCGUAUCCGCUUCUUUCCAGCAGGGUCAAAACCUUCGCUGCCGUUUGACGUAUGGAGAGCCUCAGAGGCCUGGAAAGUCCGCGGACGGUUCUGCAACAUGGGGUGGAUAUGCAACAGAACAGGAGGUCGAAUCGAAACGAUACUGUCUGAACGUCCGCGGGCUCAGCAACACGUAUCCCGUCAUCAACGGUCACAAGGCGCGGUUCAAACAACUGUUUGAACGCACUAUAGGAUGCUCUGAUGCCAGAUUCGCCGUUCACGCGGAGAACUUGCGCGAAAGUGUUCGGCAUCUGACCCUCGGCUGAGAUUGGGAGAAUGCCAAGAGGAAAGGACCCACACAAAUUUUCUUUUGUAACUCAACUGUUUUGUUCUGUCUUUUCCCGUCUUUUCCUUGACAUUGAAAGCUCUGGCCGUCUUGUGUGCACCC
Heterobasidion irregulare TC 32-1 is the source of this 2526-nucleotide messenger RNA. RefSeq lists its product as uncharacterized. The coding region runs from base 89 to 2404 and encodes 771 amino acids. The transcript has 6 exons. The record is from RefSeq and is a predicted model, not a curated record. Lineage: Eukaryota; Fungi; Basidiomycota; Agaricomycetes; Russulales; Bondarzewiaceae.